AUGGCCAUCGUAGCCAUCAAUCGAACGAACGAGUUCCACGAGGCGGUGCGGUCCCUUGGCGGUCGGUACCCGCCACCAUCGCAGGCUUCAUCGUCCAAGGGCAAGGCAGCGCGUGCCACGCCAUCACCCCACGCCGACGAGGCCUGGGCCAAGCAGGCCGAACAAGUCGUGCGUAUGAACACAAUCAAACGGGCUCCCGUUCAAGUGGAUACUGACUACCACCUCCCCACUAGGCCUCGAACCUGAAAUCGUUCGCCUCGUUCCUGCACUCGAUCCGCCGAGCCUACCUCGACCUCGGCUCCACCUCGAGCUCGGCGCACCACGCCCACCACCCGCCACGGGCGAUCGACACCUCCAAAGGGCUUGCGGCAUGGGAAGGUGUCAAGUGGCUCAACGACCGCGAGAGGGACGAGAUAGACUUUGGGGUCAAGGUCGCGCUGAGGAAGAGCGUCGACCGCGUACGGCAGCUCGAACAGCUCGAGAAGGGUCGGUCUGCGCGCGUAUCUUCGAAGGUGUUGCUUCCUUCCCGGAGAUUCACGACUCAUUUUAUAGAAACUCUCGCUCUCACAGUUCGCGCAUCCCAUCAAGCCAAGGCGAACCCCAAUGGCGGCCUCGUUCGAAUGCUCGGAUUGACCGAUACGACCGCCUCCUCGUCCCGUACCGCCACUCUCGAGUCGGUCAAGUCUCAUCGAGCCUACAUUAUCCUCUACCUCAACACAUUGCUCGCACGCGUAUCCGAACAACAACGCUCGCAGCAAGAGGCUCGCGUCGCUCGGCAACUUGCCAAGUCGCAGACGCUCGGCGGCUUAGGUGGGGGAGGCGCGCUCGGCAUGGAUGAGUACGGCGUCAAGCUCGCUCAUCAGGCCCAGGGCGAGUACAACACACGGAUCAAGGGGAAAGGAAAGGAGCUUGGGAACAAUGGACCAGGGCCAGGGCAAAGGGGAGGUCAUACCGCCGGCGUGCCUUCAAUCUAUCGACCAGCACCGAUGCCCCUCUCGGCCUCCCAAUCAGCGGGUGCGAUGUUGGGCAUCGCCGAGGAUUCGACCGAUCCGCUCUCGACGAUGUUGACCGAGGACCAAAUUCAACAAUUCGAACGGGAAGAGUCCGCGCUCCUGCAAGCGACUCAAACCGAUCUAGCCUCAUUGAAGCAUGCCGAAUCAUCCCUGCUCGAAAUUUCGGCCUUGCAAACCCAAUUGGCGACACAUCUCUCGGCGCAGAGCGAGCUGACGGACAAGUUGUACGACGACGCCAUGGUCGUGACGGGCAAGAUCGAUGACGGAAACGUGCAGUUGAAAAAGGCCAAAGAGCGUAAUAGGGAAAGUCGGGUAUGGUUGCUCGUCUUUUUGCUCAUGGCGUCGGGGACUUUGUUGUUCUUGGACUACUACACCUGA
Molecule: messenger RNA, 1391 nt
Organism: Microbotryum saponariae
Lineage: Eukaryota; Fungi; Basidiomycota; Microbotryomycetes; Microbotryales; Microbotryaceae
Source: the annotation of a GenBank genome assembly